Molecule: messenger RNA, 777 nt
Organism: Coccinella septempunctata (seven-spotted ladybird)
Lineage: Eukaryota; Metazoa; Arthropoda; Insecta; Coleoptera; Coccinellidae
Product: cuticle protein 8-like
Exons: 2
Coding region: 1-777 (258 amino acids)
Cellular component (GO): extracellular matrix
Source: RefSeq, a predicted model, not a curated record
AUGGCAUUCAAAUUUGUUUCUUUCGCUGCCCUUUUGGCUGUUGCCCGUGCUGGUGUUCCUUUGGGAUACGCUGCAGGACCAGCUGUCUCCUACUCGAGCCUCUCAGCUCCAGUUACCCACUACGCAGCAGCCCCUGCUUUGGCUAAAGUAGCCACCUACGCCGCAGCCCCAGCAGUCUCAUACUCAAGCAUCUCAGCUCCAGUAGCUCACUACGCUACUCCAGCUGUAGCUAAAGUUGCCACAUACUCUGCUCCAGUAGCCCACUACUCCUACGCCCCAGCUGUUCAGACCUACUCUGCUCCAGUUGCCCACACUUACUCUGCAGCCCCAGCUAUCCACACCUACUCUGCCCCAGUCGCUCACACCUAUGCUGCCGCUCCAGUUGCUUACGCCAAAUACGCUGCCCCUGUAGCCUACGCCACCCCAGUUGCCAAGACCAUCGUUGCCGAACCUGAAGCACCAGCCAACUACGAUUUUGGAUACUCCGUCAACGACCCCCACACCGGAGACGUCAAAUCUCAACAAGAAUCUCGCCACGGUGAUGCCGUCCAAGGAAGCUACUCCCUCAUCGAAGCUGACGGUAGCAAACGUACUGUCGAAUACACCGCUGAUGCCCACAACGGAUUCAACGCUGUUGUACACAAAGAACCAGCAACCGUAGCUGUCAAAACCGCCGUUCCAGUCGUAGCCAAAUACGCCGCCCCUGUAGCCAAAGUAGCUUACGCCGCUGCACCAGCCAUCUCAUACGCUGCUGCCCCAACUCUCUACCACCACUAA